AUGUUGUCCUUUAUGGGCCUCUCAUGUGUUGCUUCGUCCGUCGCCCAUUUCCCGAACGACGGUGGACGGAUCGCUAGGAACUUGUUCACAUUCGGAGAGAAGUGUAAGGCACAUGCGGUGUCGUAUUACGGCGUCUCAGACGGUCAGACUGCCACAGCUGUUAGCCUUAGUCGCUGCCAGCAGAGUAUAUCAGGCUGCGCACCUACAACCUGCCAUGCCGGCAGCGGCACUACCUGGAGCAGUGAGUUACGAGCGCGUACAAAGUGA
Messenger RNA from Alternaria arborescens, 267 nucleotides. RefSeq lists its product as hypothetical. The record is from RefSeq and is a predicted model, not a curated record. Bases 1 to 267 code for a protein of 88 amino acids. Lineage: Eukaryota; Fungi; Ascomycota; Dothideomycetes; Pleosporales; Pleosporaceae. The transcript has a single exon.